AUGACAGGAAGGAACCAGUCUACCAUCUCAGAGUUUCUCCUUCUGGGUCUGCCCAUCCCAUCAGAGCACCAGAACCUGUUCUAUGCCCUGUUCUUAGCCAUGUAUCUUACCACCAUCCUGGGGAACAUCCUCAUCAUCAUUGUCAUUUGCCUGGACUCCCAUCUGCACACACCCAUGUAUUUGUUUCUUAGCAACUUGUCUUUCUCUGACCUCUGCUUUUCCUCUGUGACCAUUCCUAAACUGUUGCAGAACAUGCAGAGUAAAGUUCCAUCCAUCCCCUAUGCAGGCUGCCUGACCCAAAUGUACUUCUUCCUGUUUUUUGGAGAUCUGGAGAGCUUCCUUCUAGUGGCCAUGGCCUAUGACCGCUAUGUGGCUAUCUGCUUCCCCCUGCACUAUCCCACCAUCAUGAGCCCCAAGCUCUGUCUCUCCCUGGUGGUGCUGUGCUGGGUGCUGACCACAUUCCAUGCCCUGUUGCACACCCUGCUCAUGGCAAGACUGUCAUUUUGUGUGGACAAUGUGAUCCCCCACUUUUUCUGUGACAUGUCUGCUCUGCUGAAGCUGGCCUGCUCCAACACUCAUGUCAAUGAGCUGGUGAUAUUUAUCAUGGGAGGACUCGUUGUUAUCAUCCCAUUCCUACUCAUUAUUGUGUCCUAUGCACGAAUAUUCUCCUCUAUCCUCAAAGUUCCUUCUUCUCAUGGUAUUCACAAAGCCUUGUCCACCUGUGGCUCCCACAUUUCUGUGGUGUCACUGUUCUAUGGGGCAAUUAUUGGUCUCUAUUUAUGUCCAUCCACUAAUAAUUCUACUGUGAAAGAGACCAUCAUGGCUCUGAUGUACACGGUAGUGACUCCCAUGCUGAACCCUUUCAUCUACAGCCUGAGGAACAGAGACAUGAAGAGAGUCCUUUGUAGGAAGAAAAUUCCCUUGUGUUUUUGA
This is a messenger RNA of Sciurus carolinensis (gray squirrel), 933 nucleotides long. RefSeq names its product olfactory receptor 1468. Gene Ontology annotation, biological process: G protein-coupled receptor signaling pathway. The record is from RefSeq and is a predicted model, not a curated record. NCBI's taxonomy places the organism in Eukaryota, Metazoa, Chordata, Mammalia, Rodentia, Sciuridae. Gene Ontology annotation, molecular function: olfactory receptor activity; G protein-coupled receptor activity. Gene Ontology annotation, cellular component: membrane. The transcript has a single exon. The coding region runs from base 1 to 933 and encodes 310 amino acids.